Molecule: messenger RNA, 2847 nt
Organism: Trichogramma pretiosum
Lineage: Eukaryota; Metazoa; Arthropoda; Insecta; Hymenoptera; Trichogrammatidae
Product: RNA cytidine acetyltransferase
Exons: 3
Coding region: 109-2847 (912 amino acids)
Biological process (GO): rRNA acetylation involved in maturation of SSU-rRNA
Cellular component (GO): 90S preribosome; nucleolus
Molecular function (GO): tRNA binding; 18S rRNA cytidine N-acetyltransferase activity; ATP binding
Source: RefSeq, a predicted model, not a curated record
GUGAGCCACGUGCUUUUUUGUCAUCAGUAUAAAUAUAAUAUAUUGUAUACUAAUAGUUGAGUUUUUAUCAAUCAGUUGUGACUAUAUUAUUUCUUUAAUCAGUGAAAAAUGGUGAGAAAGAAGAUUGAUAAUCGUAUCCGGACGCUUGUAGAGGAUGGAGUUGCUCGUCAACACAGGACGAUGUUCGUUAUUGUUGGUGAAAAAGCCAAGGAUCAAGUUAUGUUCCUUCAUCACAUAUUACUCAAAUCAACCGUAAGAACCCAACCCAAUAUUUUAUGGUGUUACAAAAAAGACCUUGGCUUUAGUACUCAUAGGAUGAAGCGAAUGAAGAUGGUACAAAAAAAAUCAAAAUUAGGCCAAGUAAAUGUCGAUCUUGAUGAUCCAUUCCAGCAAUUCAUUCAUUCCUCUAAAAUUCGUUACUGUUAUUAUAAAGAGACUCACAAUAUUCUGGGUAAUACAUAUGAUAUGUGUGUAAUACAAGAUUUUGAAGUCAUCACUCCAAAUAUAUUAGCCCGAACAUUAGAAACGGUUCAAGGUGGUGGAAUAAUUGUUUUCCUUCUCGAAAGCUUGAAAUCAUUGAAACAACUAUAUACAAUGAAUAUGGAUGUCCAUCAAAGGCUCAGAACAGAAGCUCACCAAGACGUUGUUUGUCGAUUUAAUGAAAGAUUUUUAUUAUCUUUAGCUAAUUGUAAGCGUUGCUUAGUUAUUGAUGAUCGACUACAGGUAUUGCCUAUUUCUUCUAGUAAUCUUACUAUUGCACCUGCUGAAAAAACAACUAUUGACACAUCUGAAUUAGAUUCACUUAAAAAGAGUUUACAAGAUGAGCAACCUGUUGGCGCCAUAGUAAAUUGUUGCAAGACUGUUGAUCAAGCUAAUGCAAUAAUAAAAUUCAUUGAAGCUAUUUCAGAAAAAACUCUAAGAUCUACAAUUUCAUUAACUGCAGCUAGAGGACGUGGUAAAUCUGCAGCCCUUGGUUUAUCAAUUGCUGCAGCAAUUGCUUAUGGAUAUUCUAAUAUUUUUAUCACUAGUCCUAGCCCUGAAAAUUUAACGACAGCUUUUGAGUUCAUUUCUAAAGGCUUAAUUGCAUUAAAAUAUCAAGAACACACAGAUUAUCAGCUUUUAAAAAGUAGUAAUGCAGACUACAAUCAAGCUACCAUAAGAGUAGACAUUUUCAGAGAUCAUAAGCAAACUGUUCAAUAUAUAAAUCCUGCUGAUGCUAAAGAAAAAUUAGGUAUGGCUGAAUUAUUAGUAAUUGACGAAGCAGCUGCCAUUCCUCUACCUUAUGUCAAAGACAUGUUAGGACCAUAUCUUAUUUUCAUGGCUUCCACAAUUAAUGGAUACGAGGGCACUGGGCGUUCAUUGACUUUGAAACUACUUCAGCAACUGCGGACACAAGCAAAAAGCUCUUCUAAAAUAAGUAAAGAUUCUGUCCGCCGAAAUUUGAAAGAACUCAGUUUGGAGGAACCAAUCAGAUAUCGAGCUGGAGAUAGUGUUGAAAAGUGGCUGUGUGAAUUAUUGUGUUUAGAUGCUACAACUGGCAUUCCUUCUACCCCGACACUAUACCCUAAGGAAGAAGAUUGCCAGCUUUAUUACAUUAAUAGAGAUACACUUUUCUCUUAUCACAAAGCUUCUGAAAUGUUCUUACAGAGAAUGAUGGCCCUCUGCGUAUCUUCACAUUACAAAAAUAGCCCUGAUGAUUUACAAAUGAUGUCUGAUGGUCCUGCUCAUCACCUUUUCUGCCUUUUAGGUCCAGUUGAUUCAAGUAAAACUACUUUACCAGAAAUACUGGUGGUUAUUCAGAUGUGCCUUGAAGGACAAUUAAGGAAAUCAACUGUAUCCGAUGGAUUAGCCAAAAGAGAGAAACGAGCGGCAGGAGAUUUAAUACCAUGGACCAUAGGUCAACAAUUUCAAGAUGAAGAUUUCCCUUCUCUAUGUGGGGCUCGAAUAGUGCGAAUUGCUACACAUCCGGAUUACCAAAAUAGAGGCUAUGGUAAACGGGCUAUAAAAUUACUAAAAAAAUACUAUCGUAAGUCUUUUAUACGGGAUGAAAAUGACCUGGAUGACGAAGAAAUGAAAAUAGAUACAAUUACUGAAGAUGAAGAUGUAGAUUUACUUCAAGAAACAAUAGAACCUAAGAGUUCUUUACCUCCACUCUUUUUGAAACUAUCCGAAAGACGACCAGAACACCUAGACUACAUAGGAGUGUCAUUCGGAGUAUCCGAGCCUUUAAUGCGUUUCUGGACCAAAAAAGCUGGAUUUGUACCUGUAUACGUAAGACAGACUUCAAAUGAUAUUACCGGAGAACAGUCAUGCAUAAUGUUAUCCAAGUUAGGUGCAAAAACCUCUGAUUGGCUUGAAGCCUAUUGGAAAGAUUUUCGACGUCGAUUCGUUAUGUUACUGCAAUCGUCAUUUAGGGACUAUUCAAUACAUCUUGCAUGGAAUAUAUUAUCGAACCAGACAAUUCAAUUACAACGUGAAACAUUACCACGGGAAAAGAUGCUUGUUUACUUUACAACUGAAGAUAUCCAGCGAUUGGAAAUGUUUAAAAAUAACAUGUGUGAUUACACAAUGAUAUUAGAUUUAAUGUUUCCACUAGCCAAGUUGUACUUUUUCAAUUAUAUGGGAGAUUUAAAUUUGUCUGUUCUUCAGUCAACUAUUCUUUUAGGCAUGGGACUCCAAUACAAAACAGUAGAUCAAAUUGUUGAAGAACUAAAUAGAAUGGAAGAUAAACAAAAUAUCACCCAAGCUGACUUGAAAGAAAAACAAGAGUUGACUCGAGCUGACUUUUUCAAAGUUUUUAAGCGUCUCAUUAGAGAAUCUGUUGAGUAUUUAAAAAAAGUAUUGUGA